AUGACGACAAACAGUACGACCUCUGAGCCGCAAAAUAUUCCCAAAGCUGCGAAUCCCCUUGUGUUAAAGGCAUUCGGAGAAGACGAAGAAGAAAAUUCAGCGCAGCCAAGGCCAACACGGUGCGGCGCCAUGUCGUCCUUCUUGCGCGAGCUUCAGGAAGAACAGACGAUACGCGACAGUCAAAUGAGCGAGCCGAAAGCUACUUCUACUACAAAUCUUCGUGUACAAGGGCUGCCAAGCUCCUGCACCGAGGUUGACCUGGGCCACUACUUUGCACAGUGGGGCAACGUUGCUUCUGUCAAGGUACGUACCCUUACACAGCUGACCGAGAUUCCUCUUUUAGCCUCAGCACAUGGUUUUGUAGCAUACAUGCUCCGCAAUGACGCCGAAGGUGCCAUGCGCGCCGCUGACGGAGCUCAAUGGGAGGGCCAUACACUUACCGUAACCUGGAGCCGUGCGCUUGCAUUGCCAGCGACGCCGCGCUUUUGCAAGACAGCAAUGGCGGUGCACACAUACAAUGAGCGCAAGCGUCAAGCUCUAGAAAUGGAGGACAAUGUCGCGUUUGACGACGAGGUACGUGCCUAA
Molecule: messenger RNA, 585 nt
Organism: Malassezia vespertilionis
Lineage: Eukaryota; Fungi; Basidiomycota; Malasseziomycetes; Malasseziales; Malasseziaceae
Exons: 1
Coding region: 1-585 (194 amino acids)
Cellular component (GO): nucleus
Molecular function (GO): RNA binding
Source: RefSeq, a predicted model, not a curated record